UGACAAGAGACAACUGACAUUUUAUGUAAUUUGUAUGAUUUUUACUUUCUGCUUUGUUUUCUGAAAAAAAUAAUCUUGAAAUAAAAGUUCUUAAUCAUGGCUAAACCGAAGAAAGAUGAGACUUCUGAAGAAGCAAAAAAGAUAGUGGAUGACGCAAAGAACUUUAUUGAAAAAGCUAUUGCUGAUAUUGGUUCGACAUCAGCAACAAAGCAGCUAAUUUUAGGAACUGCGUCAGGAUGGAUUACAGGUUUUAUUACAAUGAAAAUUGGUAAAAUUGCUGCUGUAGGCAUUGGUGGUGGUGUAAUUUUACUACACAUUGCAAGUCAAAAAGGAUAUAUCGAUGUAAAUUGGGAUAAAAUCAAUAAGAGGGUUGAUAAAAUUACUGAUAAAAUUGAAAAAGAAACUACAGGAAAGUCACCUGACUGGUUUGAUAAAGUUGAGAGGUUCGUGGAUCGUAAACUCGAUAAAGCAGAAGGAUUAUUAAAGAAAAAAGAACAUAAAGCCAAACGUUGGUAUAACAACUUCAUAGGAGAUGAUAAUUACCGUGCAACAGAAACACACGUGUUCUUGACAUCUUUUGUUGCAGGAAUGGCUAUUGGCCUCCUUUGUGGUAAAUAAUUGCCUAGAGAUCGCUGUUUGUAAUUAAUAUAUUUUUAGUUUUAGGUGAAAUCUCACAUUGUUGUUAAUCUUAGGUGUUAGUUUAGUGCUCUAUUUUUAGCAGAAUACAUACACAUUCUCAAGUUAAUCAAAACAAGUAUGAUAACUUUUAUUUCAAAGUAUUAAUAAAAAAUUCUUGAAUAUU
Molecule: messenger RNA, 802 nt
Organism: Pararge aegeria (speckled wood butterfly)
Lineage: Eukaryota; Metazoa; Arthropoda; Insecta; Lepidoptera; Nymphalidae
Product: FUN14 domain-containing protein 1A
Exons: 3
Coding region: 97-618 (173 amino acids)
Biological process (GO): autophagy of mitochondrion
Cellular component (GO): mitochondrial outer membrane
Source: RefSeq, a predicted model, not a curated record